AUGACUGAAAAAAAGAAAGCUUCUCAACAUAUCGACGAAGAGGACCCUUAGGCCAAGACUAAAUAAACAGCCUAUGAGAGAUUUCUGCAUGAAAAUAAAAAGCCAUGGCUAUUUUUUAAUCUUUUCACAACUCUCGGUUCGAUUGGAUUGGCAGUCGGAACAUUUUUAGUUCUUAAUACUCAAGUAGAUGAUUGCAAAGGAUUGAAAACAGCCCUAUGGUUGGUAUUCGCUAUGCACAUAGUAAACACAAUUGAAACUAUAAUCAAUUUAUUCUCCUUAGAAAAGAGAUUGUGCAAUGGUUAUAUGAUUUGUGGCUUCUUUAUCUUUGAAAUUAUUGUGCUUUCAUACAUGCAAGUAGUUUAUUUUGAGGCUUAAUAGGAAGACUACUGCAUGACUAGAACACCCUUAAUGUACUUCUGGAUGAUGGGUUAAAUUCUAGUAUUCUACUUUGUGGUUGUACUAACAAUUUGCUUCUUCUUUAGAAAAUUCUGUCAAGAUCCAAAUCUUAAAGAUGAUGAAGAUGACGAUUUCGUAGCCACUAAGCAAUGA
Molecule: messenger RNA, 549 nt
Organism: Stylonychia lemnae
Lineage: Eukaryota; Ciliophora; Spirotrichea; Sporadotrichida; Oxytrichidae
Source: the annotation of a GenBank genome assembly